This is a messenger RNA of Biomphalaria glabrata, 800 nucleotides long. Its product is annotated as EF-hand calcium-binding domain-containing protein 11-like. Gene Ontology annotation, molecular function: calcium ion binding. The record is from RefSeq and is a predicted model, not a curated record. NCBI's taxonomy places the organism in Eukaryota, Metazoa, Mollusca, Gastropoda, Planorbidae. Bases 66 to 527 code for a protein of 153 amino acids. The transcript has 7 exons.
AUGAUUAUAAUCUAGUAAUGUAAACUAGAGUAGAACCCUUGGCUUGACUACACUUAACCUACUGAAUGAUGAGAAUGAAUAGUUUUCUAAUAUCAAAAUAUAACAACACAGACACAGUUAGAAAGUUAAAUACAAAAGAGAGAAACUUGAUUAAAAAGGCUUUUCAUCAUGCCAAUGAAGGAGGCAAAGGUUACUUAUUACCUUUUGACAUAAAGGUUGCCUCAAUGUUUCUGUUUGGUCACAAGCUGUGCAAGGAUGAAGUAAACCAGAUGUUGCUCAAACAUGGGACUUUACUGCCGUUGGAUCAGAAAGGAUUAACACUAGCUCAGUUUGAGGAAGCCAUGAUACCAAAGUUUGCUGCCUUGGAAGAAGAUGAUGAAAUCAGAAGUACUUUUAAGGCUUUUGACAAAAAUUGCAGAGGAUUCUUAAAGCUUGAAGAUGUUAAAAGUGCAUUUCAGCAAGUGUGUCCACAUUUUCCAGAGCAUAAUAUAGAAUUAGCAUUUAAGGCCCCACUCAUCAUCCCCUAAGGCGGCUCUGUUAGUGCUCUGGACUGUUGUCUUUAUGGAUCCAGGGAGAUUGACAGAGAUGGGGAUGGAAGGAUCAGCUACAAAGAUUUUGAUUUCAUGAUGAAGUUCAACAACUUGAUGUGAUUCCAAGACCUUUCAUAUGUACUGUCAUCAACUUCUACUGUACAUACAUUCUUUGGUUGUUGUUUACAUUUACAAAACAAACAUUUUAUAUUUUUGUGAUUAGCCUUUAUUGUAAGUACAUGCUUUUUUAAUAAAAUAUUUUUGUAUUUA